GGACUUACGGAUAGGAUCGCUCGAUGGAAAUAUGUGGUCGAGAUCUCCUAACCUAAAACCCUCUAUAAUAUUAGGGCUUCGAAGCAGAGUAGCCGAUCCUCUCCGUAAAAGCAAACCCUAGAGAGGUAGCAAGAGAGGCGAUUCUCUCAGCAAUGGGGGCAUACAAGUACGUGUCGGAGCUAUGGAGGAAGAAGCAAUCGGACGUGAUGCGGUUCUUGCAGAGGGUCCGGUGCUGGGAGUAUCGCCAGCUCCCGUCGAUCGUGCGCGUCACGCACCCGACGCGUCCCGAUAAGGCUCGCCGCUUGGGAUACAAGGCCAAGCAGGGAUACGUUGUCUAUCGCGUCCGUGUUAGGCGUGGUGGUCGGAAGAGGCCUGUUCCCAAGGGUAUUGUUUAUGGUAAGCCCAAAAACCAAGGUAUCACCCAACUGAAGUUCCAACGCAACAAGAGAUCAGUGGCAGAAGAACGAGCUGGUCGAAAAUUGGGAGGACUGAAGGUUCUCAACUCCUACUGGCUAAAUGAGGACUCAACCUACAAGUACUAUGAGAUCAUCCUGGUUGAUGCGGCUCACAAUGCAAUCCGGAAUGAUCCCAGGAUCAACUGGAUCUGCAACCCAGUACACAAGCACAGGGAGCUGCGUGGGCUUACCUCUGCCGGAAAGAAAUACAGGGGCCUCCGUGGGAAGGGCCACUUGCACCACAAGGCGCGGCCAUCCCGAAGGGCGACCUGGAAGAGGAACAACACCCUGUCCCUCCGCCGUUACCGCUGAUUUCAGUGAUGUUGCUUGUCUUUUGUUAUAUUUGCGCUCAGAUUUUAGUUACUGUUAUUCCUUCUGUUACAAAGAUUUUGGUGGAGAAAAUUUUACCUGAGUGGGGCUUGAUCUUAGAGCACUGGAAUGCGUCUCAUCCAGUUAUUAGACUUU
Molecule: messenger RNA, 920 nt
Organism: Magnolia sinica
Lineage: Eukaryota; Viridiplantae; Streptophyta; Magnoliopsida; Magnoliales; Magnoliaceae
Product: large ribosomal subunit protein eL15y
Exons: 4
Coding region: 153-767 (204 amino acids)
Biological process (GO): cytoplasmic translation
Cellular component (GO): ribosome; cytosolic large ribosomal subunit
Molecular function (GO): structural constituent of ribosome; RNA binding
Source: RefSeq, a predicted model, not a curated record